Messenger RNA from Apis dorsata (giant honeybee), 2258 nucleotides. Its product is annotated as sodium-dependent nutrient amino acid transporter 1-like. The record is from RefSeq and is a predicted model, not a curated record. Gene Ontology annotation, biological process: sodium ion transmembrane transport. The transcript is spliced from 10 exons. Lineage: Eukaryota; Metazoa; Arthropoda; Insecta; Hymenoptera; Apidae. Gene Ontology annotation, molecular function: L-amino acid transmembrane transporter activity. Gene Ontology annotation, cellular component: membrane. Bases 387 to 2258 code for a protein of 623 amino acids.
AGAGAACGUCUGCGUCGAUCGUAUCUAAUCGACGCUCGUGUUACAACUCGAGUUUUAUUUCGCGCGAGUCAUUCGUUGCAGUAUCUUGCUAAUACAAAAUCAGUUAAAAGGUAUCUUACCUAUCUUUAACCCUUUCGAUAUGUUUUUUGAUGGAUCGAAAUGACAUUAUCGUAGUUUUGUUAAAGCAACAAUAACGAGAAAAGAAGGAAGAAAAAAACAUGAAAAAUUUUGCGAUGACAAUUUCUAUUCUUCCGAGCUAUGAUUUUUUGCACGAAGAAUGAUAAAUAAAUCAUUGGAAGAAUUAUCUGACAAGAUUGUUGGAGAUUUAGAAAUAAUCUCUCGAGAUAAAGAAUAAAUUUGACAAUUUCAGAGAGAGUAUCAGAGCCAUGGAGAAAAUCGAGAACGGUGUUUAUAAGCAAAAUGGUUACACGAACGAGGUUUUCCAGAUGGAAAAUAUUCCUCCGGGACAAAGAGAAAAUAAUCAGAAAAUGAAAGAAGAGGAUGCGAAAAAUAUUUCCUCCAGGGCGGAAUGGGGAGGAGGAUUACAAUUUUUAAUGGCGUGCAUCGCUACUUCCGUAGGCCUUGGAAACGUGUGGAGAUUUCCCUUUACCGCCUAUGAAAACGGAGGAGGUGCUUUCCUAAUACCUUACGUUAUCGUUUUGAUAUUCGUCGGGAAACCUUUUUAUUUUUUGGAAGCUCUUCUCGGCCAAUUUACCAACAGAUCAUGCGCGAAGACGUGGGGCAUGGUACCAGCCAUGAAAGGUUUGGGAUACGGUCAAGCAUUCGCAGCGUUUUGCGUUCUUACCUAUUAUUGCUCCUUAAUGGGUUUAACUCUUUAUUAUCUCGUGGCUAGUUUUCAAUCUGAGUUACCUUGGUCUUACUGUCGAGAAGAAUGGAAGGAUUAUUGCGUCGAUACAGUUUCGAAGGAUAACAACUUGAAUGGGAGUGCCAGUUUAUUGACUAUUUAUAACGGCACCUUUCGUAGCUCUGCAGAACUAUAUUUUAGAAAGAUCGUCCUGAACGAGUACGAAUCCAUCGAAAAUGGAAUUGGAACACCCUCUUGGCAGCUCAUGAUCUGCCUCUUCAUAAGUUGGGCAACGAUCUUCUGCGUCCUGUGUCGAGGAAUAAAAAGUACAGGGAAAGCUGUGUACUUUCUCGCUAUAUUUCCAUACGUUAUCAUGACAGGUUUAUUGAUCAGAUCGGUGACCCUCGAAGGAGCGGUGAACGGAAUUCUUUUCCUCGUUACGCCGGAUUGGGACAAAUUGUGGCAACCGAAUGUUUGGUACGCCGCCAUCACCCAAUGCUUCUUCUCCCUUUCCGUUUGCUUCGGCCCGAUCCUUACUUACUCGUCCUACAACAAUUUCCAACACGCUCUUGGCAGGGACGUAUUGAUAGUGACCACUCUGGAUACUUUCACCAGCCUAAUAGCAGGAUGUACGAUUUUUGGCAUUCUCGGCAAUCUGGCCCACGAAUUGGGUAACGCGGAUAUAUCAAAGGUGGUUCGUGGUGGUACAGGGCUGGCUUUCAUCUCUUAUCCGGAAGCGCUGUCCCAGUUCAAUUUUGUCCCACAACUUUUCGCCGUCCUGUUCUUCAUUAUGAUGUUCGUGCUCGGCGUUGGAAGCGCUGUCGCUCUUUGCGGCGCCAUUUUUUGCAUCCUUUGCGAUCAUUUCCCGAAUACGAAACACUGGCAGCUGGUCUUUAUUCUUUCCGUUUUUGGAUUUCUCGUUAGCCUCGUCUACGUUACACCUGGUGGGCAAUGGUUCGUAACUUUGGUCGAUUAUUAUGGAGGUACCUUCGUGGCGAUCAUCGUCGGUGUCUUGGAAAUGAUAACAGUGUUCUGGAUCUACGGUUUGUCGAAUUUUAUCAACGAUGUCGAGUUCAUGCUUGGUAGAAGACCGUCAUGUUAUUGGAGAUUGUGUUGGGCUUUUAUUACACCCAUAUUAAUGAUCGUUAUUCUGAUCUACACGGUCGUCAGUUAUGAGUCGCCUACUUAUGAUAAUAUGCCAUUUCCAGAUUAUGCUUAUGGUAUAGGAUGGUUCCUACUAACUUUGGCACUUUUCGUGAUCGUUGGCUGCAUUUUGCAGAAAAUGAUACAGUUAAGAUCGUCGUCUAUAAUCGAAACUAUCAAAGCAGCGUUCAAACCCAACGAGGAAAAAUGGGGCCCCAGAGAUCCUAAUAUUCGGUCAGAGUGGAAGGAAUUCGUUGCUUAUAAAAAUUUCCAAAAUAGAGGCGGUUUUGUCAAGACUUUCUUAAAAUAA